UCAAAAGCCAUGUCAGAGAGCUUGCAGCAGCUCGUACUCGACUUGCUCGAUGCCAAUACGACUAUACCUGAUACUCGAACGCUUACUAUACCUGGCCAAUCGGAACCUGCUACGUCUCAAGAUGCCCAGAUAACGGUCCUUGGUGCACUCAAUUCCCUCUUGAGCCGUGAAAUGGUCAGCUUUGAAACCCACGAAACGCUUGCCCAUGCGUUGUCUGCUGAAGGCAACCAAAUCGCCAUCGAAGGCUCGCAUGAAGCUCGGGUUUGGGCUGCUUUACCAGUCAAGGGGCAAGGCGCCCCGGUCACAGUUGCGCAGCUCAAAACUCUUGUCGGCGACGAAACGGCCAGCAUCGGGCAGGGCAGGGCAUUCAAGAACAAAUGGAUCGGGAAAGAUGGAGAUGGCUUCGUCCAAAUAGCCCCAACGAUACAGGACGCUACGAAACUGGAUCUAUUGGAGGUGCAGUCGACUGGAACUCUGAAAUCUGGCGAAAAAGUUCUGGCCGAUCUACGAAAGCGCAAGUUGAUUGUGCAAAGAAAGGGCCAGUGGUUCACCGUUUCGAAGGGACCCAACUUCAGCACCUCUACUGCUAAGCCAGAGACCGAUUUGACUGUCGAGAUGCUCACAUCAGGAGCGUGGAAAACGUCGACCUUCAAAAAAUACAACUUCGAGGCAGAAGGCGCACCGACAACAGGCGGCUCGUUACACCCGCUACUCAAAGUCCGUGAAGAGAUACGCAAUAUUUUCUUGGAAAUGGGUUUCGCAGAGAUGCCGACGGCGUCUUUCGUAGAAUCAGGUUUCUGGUGUUUCGAUGCGCUCUUCGUUCCACAACAACAUCCUGCUCGAGAGGUCCAAGAUACCUUUUACCUCUCCGACCCAGCGAAAUCCCUUGAUCCUGAGCCUAAAUACUACAAAACCGUGUCAACCAUCCACGAGCAUGGUGGAUUUGGCUCCACUGGCUAUCGAGCCCCGUGGUCACAUGACGAAACGACCAAACUCCUCCUCCGCACCCAUACCACAGCCAGUUCAGCACACAUGCUCUACAAACUUGCUGCGAGAUGUCGAGGCGAGGAUGUAGAAGACGAUGACCGUCCAGCGGCAGGGAAGAAACCCCAGAACAGCGAUGGAAAAGACGACGGCUUCCGACCUGCUAAGCUCUUCAGCAUUGACCGCGUCUUCCGAAACGAGACGACAGAUGCCACCCAUUUGGCGGAGUUCCAUCAGGUCGAGGGUGUAGUUGCUGAUCGCAACUUGACCCUCGCAGACCUCAUUGGUUUUAUGAAGGUCUUCUUCAGCAAGAUGGGUAUUCAACAAGUGCGCUUCAAACCGGCGUAUAAUCCGUACACAGAGCCUUCCCUGGAGAUUUUCGCUUUCCAUCCGCUAUUAAACCGCUGGGUCGAAGUCGGGAACAGUGGCAUGUUCCGACCAGAAAUGUUGGAGCCAAUGGGUUUCCCCAAAGAUGUGCGGGUGCAUGGCUGGGGUCUAGGUCUCGAAAGACCAACCAUGAUUCGUUACGGGAUCAACAACAUUCGAACGCUACUCGGCCACAAGACCUCAAUUGACUACAUUGAGGGUUCGCCGGCUCCGAUGUUGUAG
This is a messenger RNA of Mycena indigotica, 1593 nucleotides long. Its product is annotated as Phenylalanine-tRNA ligase. Gene Ontology annotation, cellular component: cytoplasm; cytosol; phenylalanine-tRNA ligase complex. Lineage: Eukaryota; Fungi; Basidiomycota; Agaricomycetes; Agaricales; Mycenaceae. The transcript has 6 exons. The record is from RefSeq and is a predicted model, not a curated record. Bases 10 to 1593 code for a protein of 527 amino acids. Gene Ontology annotation, molecular function: phenylalanine-tRNA ligase activity; ATP binding; tRNA binding. Gene Ontology annotation, biological process: phenylalanyl-tRNA aminoacylation.